AUGGUGAGAGCAAGUCGAAAUACAACACGCCGUCGUGGUGUGAAUUCUACAACGAGCAAUAACAAUAGUUCAGUUGGAUUAAUGCAACCUAAACUUGAAUCUCAAUCACUCGUGUUCGAUCAACAAUCAUCGACUAUACAAACUAAAAUGGUGCCCAUCGUUUCUCGUUCGGAUUCGAGUCAACAGAACUCGACGAUUCACAUAUGUUCGCAUUGUUCGCAGCCCAUCCACGAACGGUACUUUCUUCACACACAAGAUCGUCUAUCGCGUGGAAACUAUUGGCAUAUGCAAUGUUUACGUUGCCAAUCGUGUGAUGUCGUCUUAGCUGACGUGGCUUCCACAUUUUAUAUUAAAGACAAUGUACUCUUGUGUAAAUCGGACUACAUCAAAAGAUACGGCAGUCGGCCAUGUUCGUCGUGUAGUCAAGUUAUCGAAACAAAUGAACGGAUAAUGCGUGUUAAUCCAAAUUAUGUCUAUCAUCUUUCUUGUUUUGCUUGCAUGAAAUGUCAAACACCUUUAGUUAAAGGUGAUCGAUACGUUCUUUUUAAUGGACAACCGUUUUGUGAAAAAGAUAAUCCAAUUAAAUCGACAGGAAAUAGCUCGGCUACGAAGCGCGGAAAUACCACAUCGAAACGUGGAGCGAAAGCCGCACGUGCAGCGGCAGCUGCUGCCACUGCUGCAGUAACCACGCACACUCAAGUCCAACAAAGUUUUUCAACCGCACCACCGCCGCCGCCACCACAGUACCAUCAUACCGGACAUAUGUCACUUUUAAAUAAUCUACAUAAUUCGAAUACGAUCACACAUUCUUUGCUCAGUAGUAAUUUAAAUCAUAACAAUUCAUCAUCAAUGGCUACCGUGACUGGCGAUGAAUUGUAUUAA
Adineta ricciae is the source of this 882-nucleotide messenger RNA. Lineage: Eukaryota; Metazoa; Rotifera; Eurotatoria; Adinetida; Adinetidae. The record is from the annotation of a GenBank genome assembly.